Molecule: messenger RNA, 1537 nt
Organism: Equus quagga
Lineage: Eukaryota; Metazoa; Chordata; Mammalia; Perissodactyla; Equidae
Gene: KCNK17
Product: potassium two pore domain channel subfamily K member 17
Exons: 5
Coding region: 29-1171 (380 amino acids)
Biological process (GO): stabilization of membrane potential; potassium ion transmembrane transport
Cellular component (GO): membrane
Molecular function (GO): potassium ion leak channel activity
Source: RefSeq, a predicted model, not a curated record
CCGGCGCGGGGUGGGGCAAGGCUGUCCCAUGGCCCAGCACGCCCCUUCUGCUAAGAAAACUGGGCACAGGCAGGCGUUGGCUAGAGAAGGGACCAGCCGAGCUCCUAGCCCUUCCUUUCCGCCUCAGUCCUGGUCCAUGGCUCCCGGCUCAGGCCACCCCGCCUGUCCCUCGAUGUGCAGAGCGCGAGCGCGGACGGCGUCCGAGGGCAGGGCCCCGAGCUGUGCGGUGCCGGGCACCGUGCUCCUGCUGUUCGUCUACCCGGCUUACCUGGCGCUGGGCACCGGCGUGUUCUGGGUGCUGGAGAGCCCCGCGGCGCAUGAUGCCACCGAGAGGUUCCAGCACCACAAGUGGGCGCUGCUGCGGAAUUUCACGUGUCUGGAUGGCCCGGCGCUGGACUUAAUGAUCCGGGGCAUCGUCCAAGCGUACCAGGAUGGGGACAUCGUCCUCAGCAACACCACCAGCAUGGGGCGCUGGGAGCUCAUGGGCUCCUUCUUCUUUUCCGUGUCCACCAUCACCACCAUUGGCUACGGCAACCUGAGCCCCCACACCAUGGCCGCCCGCCUCUUCUGCAUCUUCUUCGCACUCGUGGGGAUCCCGCUCAACCUCGUGGUGCUCAACCGCCUGGGGCACCUCAUGCAGCAGGUGGUGCACCGCUGUGCCCGCAGGCUGGGGAGCGCCUGGCAGGACCCGGCCAAGGCCCAGUGGCUGGCGGGCUCCAGCGCUCUCCUCUCCGGCCUCCUGCUCUUUCUGCUGCUGCCCCCGCUGCUCUUCUCGCACGUGGAGGGCUGGAGCUAUGUGGAGGGCUUCUACUUCGCCUUCAUGACCCUCAGCACCGUGGGUUUCGGUGAUUACGUGAUUGGCAUGGACCCCUCCCGGAGGUACCCGCUGUGGUACAAGAACACGGUGUCCCUGUGGAUCCUCUUUGGGAUGGCCUGGCUGGCCCUGAUCAUCAAACUGCUCCUCUCCCUGCUGGAGACCCCAAGGGGACUGUAUUCCUGCUGCCACCAUAGCUCCAAAGGGGACUUCGAGCCCCAAAGCUGGAGGCAGGGCCCAGAUGGGGAGGCAGAGCCCCACUGCCCCCAGCCAGGCGGCUCUCCAGAGGGACUUACGGAAACCACGCAGCAUCCAGAACCCUCUGCUCAGGUCUCACCCUGUGGAAGAGACAGCUAGUUAUACUCCAGAAUUUGUUCCAUCUUCUUCCACUAACCGGACCCUGAUUUUAAGCCUGGCACAUGAUGACCCAGGUGAAAGAUGACAUUUUUCAUCUUCCUUUGAGACGAGGUGCAGCUAUAUGAUUAAAUUCUGCCUGAUAGAUACGUAGAAAAGUAUCCUGUGUGACUAAUGGCUGUGACUUUCAGUGGGGUGGGGGGCAGGGAGAAGCAGGCAGUGUGUGGUCCUCUUCCUCACUUCUUCUUCUAGCUGGCUGCAAUGUUGAUAUGGUGGCUGGAGCUCUGGCAGCCUUGUUGCACUAUGAGGUAGAGGCCAUAUUUGAGAUUGAUGACACAAUAAGAUAGAAAGAGCCAGGAUCCCUGAUGA